ACAGAAGUCUUAUUUGUUAUAUCAAAUACAUUUAUAAAUAUUUAAUAUGGCAGCUCCUCCUCAUGGCAUGCCUAUGCCUGAUCUCUCGAACGCCAUUGUUGCUCAAGAUGAAAUGGGAAGACCAUUUAUCAUUGUCAGAGACCAAGGUAAGAAGACUAGAAAGCACGGGUUAGAGGCAACUAAAUCACAUAUAUUGGCCGCUAGAUCUGUUGCAUCUAUUAUCAAGACUUCUUUAGGUCCAAGAGGUUUAGACAAGAUCUUGAUCUCUCAAGAUGGUGAAAUUACCAUUACUAACGAUGGUGCUACCAUCUUGUCACAAAUGGAUUUAGAUAAUCAAAUCGCUAAACUUCUUGUAGAAUUAUCUAAAUCUCAAGAUGAUGAAAUUGGUGAUGGUACUACUGGUGUGGUUGUCUUGGCUUCCUCAUUACUUGAUCAAGCUUUGGAAUUAAUUGAAAAGGGUAUCCAUCCAAUUAAGAUUGCCAAUGGAUUUGAUGAAGCUUGUAAGAUUGCCUGUAAGCAAUUGGACUUGGUUGCAGAUGAAAUCGAUGUUAAAAAUGAAUCAAAUGAUACAAACUUACUUAAGGCAGCAAAGACUUCCUUAGGUUCCAAGAUUGUUUCUAAAUCUCAUAAUCAAUUUGCUCAAAUGGCAGUAGAUUCUGUGUUGGCAGUGGCAGAUUUUGAAAGAAAAGACGUAGAUUUUGAAUUAAUUAAGAUGGAAAGUAAAGUUGGUGGAGCCUUGGAAGAUUCUUCUUUGAUUAAGGGGGUUAUAUUAGAUAAGGAAUUCUCUCACACUCAAAUGCCAAAGAGUGUUGAAGAUUGUAAAAUCGCCAUUUUAACAUGUCCAUUUGAACCACCAAAGCCAAAGACCAAACAUAAGUUGGACAUUUCUUCAGUUGAAGAAUUUAAAGUGUUACAAGAAUACGAACAAAAGAAGUUUCAAGAAAUGAUUGAUCAUGUUAAGAAUUCUGGUGCUAAUGUUGUAGCAUGUCAAUGGGGGUUUGAUGAUGAAGCAAACCAUUUGUUACUUUCUAAUAAUUUACAAGCUAUUAGAUGGGUUGGCGGAUCUGAAUUGGAACUUUUGGCCAUUGCCACCAAUGGACGUAUAGUACCAAGAUUUGAAGAUUUAACACCAGAAAAAUUAGGACAUGCUGGAUCUAUUCGUGAAAUGGAAUUCGGUACCACUAGAGAUCGUAUGUUGGUUAUUGAAGACUGUUCAAAUACCAAGGCUGUUACUUGUUUCAUUAGAGGUUCCAAUCAAAUGAUUGUUGAUGAAGGUGUUAGAGCAUUACAUGAUUCUAUUUGUGUUGUCCGUAAUUUGAUUAGAGAUAACAGAGUUGUUUAUGGUGGUGGUGCUGCUGAAUUGACUUGUUCUUUAGCUGUUUCUGAAGCUGCUGACAGACAAAAGGGUAUUGAUCAAUAUGCUUUCAGAGCCUUUGCACAAGCUUUAGAUAAGAUUCCAAUGACUCUUGCUGAAAACUCUGGUUUAGAUGCUAUUGAAACUUUAUCAUCAUUGAAAUCUAAACAAGUGAAUGAGAACUCUUCUCAUUUGGGUGUUGAUUGUUUAGGUAAGGGUACCAAUGACAUGAAGGAAUUGUUUGUCAUUGAUCCAUUGAUCGGUAAGAAACAACAAUUGUUGUUGGCUACUCAAUUGACAAGAAUGAUUUUGAAAAUUAAUGAUGUUAUUAUCAGUGGUAAGGAUGAAUAUUAAGUGAGAGAAGGUGUAUGUAUUUAGU
Messenger RNA from [Candida] anglica, 1733 nucleotides. NCBI's taxonomy places the organism in Eukaryota, Fungi, Ascomycota, Pichiomycetes, Serinales, Debaryomycetaceae. The record is from the annotation of a GenBank genome assembly.